AAGAGAAAACAAAAAAGGAAAAAGGAAUAAAAUAUCUCUCACGGCUCAACUACAAAAUUUCUUUCAUCUCUGCGUCUCCUCCUGCCCCCACCUCUACUCCCAUCCGAUCGGAGCUCACCAUGCAUUCCAUGAUCUUUUCACCGUACACACUAACGCCAUCAAGUUCAUCGAUCAUACCACUAACAUCUCUCAAAUCCAAAUCAUUCAUCACCGCAUCUCCAAAUUUUUGGAGAAAGUCUCGCUCUGAUUCUGCUUCGGUGAUAUGUAAUGUUUCAGGAACUUCAUCUUCUUCUUCUAUCACUGAUUUCGAUCUGUAUGAUCUGCUCGGCGUCGAUAGUUCCUCCGACCAUUUGGCGAUAAAACAGGCGUACAGGUCACUGCAAAAGAAAUGUCAUCCGGAUAUAGCCGGAGCGGCGGGACACGACAUGGCAAUUAUUCUCAAUGAAGCCUAUGCUGUUCUAUCUGAUCCUCUUUCACGUUUCUCUUAUGACAAGGAGCAAGCUAAGGUUGCAGAUUUCAAAGGUUAUACAGGGAAACCAAUAUACUCCGUAUGGUAUGGAUCCGAGAGUGAGCAGAGAGCUAUCUUUGUUGAUGAAGUCAAAUGCAUUGGCUGCUUAAAAUGCGCCUUAUUUGCCGAAAACACAUUUGCAAUUGAAUCUGUUUAUGGUAGAGCUCGAGUCAUUGCUCAAUGGGCUGACUCAGAAAACAAAAUUCAAGAAGCCAUUGACGCAUGCCCUGUUGAUUGCAUCUCAAUGGUGGAGAGGUCGAAACUUGCAGCAUUAGAGUUCCUGAUGUCAAAGCAGCCACGUGGCAAUGUUAGAAUUGGUGCAGGAAAUACCGUCGGCACUCGUGUAUCAAAUAUCUUCGUUGAGGUUGAUAAAUUCCAAGAUCAAUUUCAUGCAGUCAUGGAGAAACAAUCUUCAAAGCAUUCCAAGGAACAAGACCUACAUUGGGAAGCACGGAUGUCUGCAAUUCAAGUCAUCAGAUCAUUCACAAACUGGUUAUACUGGAAACCACCCAUUCCAGGAAUGCCUGCAUCUCAAACAUCUAGAAAAUUAUUACAAAUUCCAGAAAACUGCACACAAUCAAACUCACCAAACAUCAACAAGCUCAAAGAAGCUGUUGCUGCUCGAAAACAAUCACAAACAGCUACAAAACCAAAACCAAACGAUUCACCAGAAUACUGGACUCCAUCGGCAUUCAUCCUCCCAGAAUCAACAAAGAACAAUUCCGACCCUAAAGCUUCACCUAAUACGACAACUAGUAAGAAACCUAAGGGGGAAUCAUACAGUGAUAAGUUUGUGGGUUCAAAGAUUCGAAGGAGGAGUAAUGGUUAUGAAAUUGGUGUUCCUGUUGGGAUGGCUGUUGUUGCAGCAGUUGUAGUUAGGGUAAAACUUGGAGAUGCUUCUGGUGGUGGAAUUGAAACACAUGUUGGUGGUUCGUUGUUACUGGAUGUGGUUAAUAGUUCGUGGCUGCAAGUCAUUCUGGCUGGUGUUACGUGGUAUCUUGUUGGUAUGGCUGCGGUUGAACUCUUAGCAGUCUUUAGGAUAAAAUCGGAUGAUACUCUAGAAUGAAUAAAAAAAAUAAAAUAAUACAGUACUAUAUGUUAUAGGUUAAAUUGGGUUAGUCUUAGGUUAUGAAUACAUACUCCAUGAAUUUACUGAAAUGGAACCUAGUGCUAGUGCUUAUCACUUGAGAUUUAAACACUAAUAAAUACUAUUAAAUAAUAGACUAAAUAGAGUGAGUCUAUGAUCAAGCUUCAAUUUAAAGAUGGUCUUGGUCUGCCAUUCAAAAGAACCGGUGUAACCUACAUGAUCUUCAUACUUUACAAAUUUUAGUAAUUAUAUAUUAAAGGGUUAAUGUCACUCUUAUGCUUCCAACUUUAGGUUUUCGAUCUCUUUUGAUCACUAUUCCUUUUUAAUAUUCUAAGCGAUUAUUUAGAAGAUAAAGAGGUCAUCCGGUUGCAAAGCUUAGAUGGUAUGUAUAUGGCAUGACAUUUUGUUAAUCAAAGAUUACACAUGUGGCGCCGUACACACAUGUUUUUUUUUCUUA
Molecule: messenger RNA, 2052 nt
Organism: Lactuca sativa (garden lettuce)
Lineage: Eukaryota; Viridiplantae; Streptophyta; Magnoliopsida; Asterales; Asteraceae
Product: DNAJ heat shock N-terminal domain-containing protein
Source: RefSeq, a predicted model, not a curated record